This is a messenger RNA of Staurois parvus, 3805 nucleotides long. Lineage: Eukaryota; Metazoa; Chordata; Amphibia; Anura; Ranidae. The record is from the annotation of a GenBank genome assembly.
AUGGGGGACAUGAAGACUCCGGACUUUGACGAUCUACUUGCUGCCUUUGAUAUCCCUGAUGCCACAAGCUUGGACCCAAAGGAAGCUAUCCAGUCUACAAGUGAUGAGCAGGAGAACCAUCUCAAAAGUUCAGGAAUGUGUUUGGAUGAGAACCUGUCAUUGGCUCAGUCUGUGUCAGCCCCUGAUGUACCUGCAGUAAGUGUGAUUGUGAAAAACACCAGUCGGCAGGAGUCAUUUGAGGCAACAGAAAAAGAAGGAAAUCACAUGGGUCCAACGCUUCUUCAAAAUGGGUUUCGUGGUCCAGAAGUGAGUCCUGAGCCACACACUGUUGGGCCAGGCUAUGGAAAAUUUGAGCCUGGUUUCAUCAAUGGGGAUAACUCUAGAGGUUAUGGUGAAAAAGAAGAGUCUCAUAAAACAGAACCAUUGCCAACUUUUAGCCAGUUCAGCCCUAUUUCAAGCCCUGAACCUGAAGACUCAAAAGAUGGGGUGCUGAACAAGCAAAAAGCAGCAGAAUCUCCUUACUUUCCACAACCUUCUAUGUAUGUUCCUGAAGAAGGCUGCAUGGUGGAUUCAUUAGGGAAAUCUACAGAGCCUGAGCUUAGUAUGUUUGAUGAAUAUUGUAAAAAGGAACAAAAAUCAGAAUGCAUGGAAGCAGAGAAAAAUAAACCUGCUGAACAAAGCAAGGAUAUCGAUAAAACCGACAGUUUCCUUGGAUCUUCCCUGGCAUUCGGGGAUAUUCAGGAUGGCAGCAUUUCUGAGGAGAAAGCCUUUUCAAGUGCAGGGGACACUUAUAGCAAUUUGGCUGGUACAUCACCUGUGUGUUCCUCAGCUGUGCCACCUCGACAACGUAUUAAGCCAGCGCACUCUAAAUUAUCUUCCUGUGUAGCUGCUUUAGUGGCAUUGCAAGCCAAAAAAGUUGCCGUAGUCCCAAAGGAGGAGCCCUUGAAUAUUUCUAAAGAUGUUAGUAUGCCAUUAAAGGACAGUAUUAAAGGAAGCCCAAAAAUGCCGAAGUCACCAAAAAGCCCAAGGAGUCCACUUGAAGUAGUUAAAAAGGUAAUAAAAAAUCCAGAUAGCCCAAUGAGUGUCUGCAGUGACACCAGCAGCAAAGACUCUCCAUCAGUCUGUGCUGGCUCACCUCCUGCAAUACCAAAAGUCAGGAUCAAGACUAUAAAAAUGUCAUCUGGUGAGAUCAAAAGAACUGUAACUAGAAUUUUGCCAGAAGUUGAGCCAGAUGAUGUGGUAAAAUCUCCCGAGGAAUUCCUUGGUGAAAAUUCAUCUGGGGAAGAUAUUAAACCACUUGUGAAUGUUGAAGAGAGUGCAGAUUCAGAAAAGGAAAGGCCAAAGAACUCUGGAAAGUGUUCUGGUAGCAAUCAAGAGCAAAAUGCAGCAAGCGUUCAAGCAGUCAAUGCUAAAGGAGAUAAAAAGAAGAAACACGCCAACGUCCGUUCCUCAGAACCCUGGCAGUAGUUCAUCAAAGAACACUGGUUCAUCACAGAACAAGAAGCAGUCAUCCGCUCCUAUCAAGGCCACGACCAGUUCAACCAGCUUACUCCCCAAAGCUGUCCACCUUGCCAGCCUUAACCUAGUCCCCAAUAGUGUUGGCACUAGUAUGGGGCAAAAGGCUACACCUUUGAGACAGACACACACACACAGUGCUCCUAUGGCAGUGCCACUUGUACAUCAAGUUAAAAUUGCAGCUCCUGUAAUAGUGGAUGCUUUUAAUAAACUUUUACAUAGUGCUAACCCUGUCCCAACAUACACCCCAAAUUUGAACCCCCCACCUGACUGUAAUAUUUCUCUACCAGCUUCUGGUUACACUUGCCUGGAAUGUGGAGAUUCAUUUGCCUUGGAAAAGAGCCUUGUGCAGCACCAGAACAGGAGGAGUAUCCAUAUUGAGGUCAUGUGUACCCAGUGUUCUAAAACGGUUCAGUUCUAUAACAAGUGCAGUCUGCUAAGUCAUGCCAGGGAACACAAGAGUAAAGGACUGAUUAUGCAGUGCUCUCAGCUAAUGAUGAAGCCCAUAUCCUCAGAACAGAUGCUGGCUUCACAACCUUUGGUUUCCACAGCACUUGCCUCUCAACCUUCCACUUCCACUCAACGAAUCAUAGCUCCAGCAACUUCACUUGGAGUGUGGUCUGGGACUUCUUCUUAUGCUCCACCAGCCAUGCCACUUUAUGCAGACCCAUAUGGACUAAUACGCCAUGGAUUCAAGUGUCUUGAGUGCAGUAAACAGGUUGAGGACUACACCAGUCUUGCAGGACAUUAUCAAAGAGUGGCAGAGGAAAAAGAUGGACUGACCUGCCAGGUGUGCCAGAUGAUGCUCCCAAAUAAAUGCAGCUAUGGGGCUCACCAGCGUAUCCAUACUCACAAAUCUCCUUAUUGCUGCCCAGAAUGUGGUGUGCUUUGUAGAUCAGCCUAUUUCCAGACCCAUGUUAAAGAAAACUGCCUACACUAUACACGCAAAGUGGCAUUCCGGUGCAUCCACUGUGGGGUGGUAUUCAUGUCACUAGGGAUGCUGAAGGCUCACAUCCAGGACAAACACUGCGAAGUUUUCCACAAGUGCUCCUUCUGCCCCAUGGCCUUCAAGAGCACAGAAAGUACGACCGCUCACAUCACUGCCCAACAUCCAACUGCUAGCCACAAAAACGCACAGAUAAUCUAUAAAUGUUCUUGUGAAACUGUAUUCAAUAAAAAGAGACUUUUGCACCAGCAUUUCUACCAGAAUACAAACACUCUUCUAGUGAGCGUGUUCAAGUGUCCCGAAUGCCAGCUGGCAUAUAUGCAGAAACAGCUGCUAGUGCAGCAUCUGAAGAGCGUCCAUGGCCUUCCUAAAUCACCUGAAGAAUCUUCAGCCGCCCAGAAAAAGCCAGAUGCUGCAGUGGAGAAGAAUGAUGACUCCACUUCGUCAAAGUCCACAGGAAAGACUGUGGGUAAUUCCUCUUCUAACAAGAGAGACAACGAGUCUGCAGAGUCACAGCACAAGCAGAAGCUUGCAGGUUGGACGUGUCCAGAGUGUUCUGAGUGGAUUCUGGAUCGGGAAACUUAUGUGUUCCACAUGAAGAAAAGUCAUGGGAAGAGUAUGAAAAGAUAUCCAUGCCGACAAUGUGAGCGCUCCUUCAACUCUUCAGCCAGCUUACGACGACAUGUUAAAAAUGACCAUGACACAAAGAAAGAGUACACCUGCUGCUACUGCACAGAGAAGCCCACUUUUGCCAAGCCGUCCAUGCUGGCUAAUCACAUCAUUUUAAUGCACGGCAUCAAAAACCCUGAACUUACCCAGGUGUCCUCUUCUAUCGCAGCAUCAGAUGCAGCUUCGCAAAGCCGAGAACAAGAUCAGUCAUCGGGUUCCAAGAAAGCUAUUAAGAAAGAACUUGAGGACUCUGAAGCAAAAGCAGGUGGACCAGAUGCUAAGAAAAUGAAAUCGAUCUACAAAUGUGCAAAAUGUGGCUUUGCAGCAGACAGCAGCUCUGAAUUUCUUGAGCACAUACCUCAGCACAAGAGUGACAGCUCCUCAUACCAGUGUGUACAUUGUGGUUUAUGUUACACAUCCCAGAUAUCACUAAAUAGACACCUUUUCAUUGUACACAAGGUGAAGGAGGAUGAGGAGGAAGAUGAGGGGCCUCCAAGCCCUAACCCCAAAACAUCAGAAAAGCAGAUUUCAAGUUUUAAAUCAGAGCAGGGAGGAACAUGGGAAUGCACUCAGUGCAAUUUAACCUUUGAUCUGGAGAGCGCACACGCUGCCCAUGUACGGACACACAAAGACAGCACGGAGAACAGACAGAAGGCAGGAUCUCUUGUGGCCUGA